Messenger RNA from Pseudophryne corroboree (corroboree frog), 3222 nucleotides. RefSeq names its product transforming acidic coiled-coil containing protein 3 (gene TACC3). Lineage: Eukaryota; Metazoa; Chordata; Amphibia; Anura; Myobatrachidae. Gene Ontology annotation, cellular component: cytoplasm. Gene Ontology annotation, biological process: cell population proliferation; cerebral cortex development; mitotic spindle organization. The record is from RefSeq and is a predicted model, not a curated record. The coding region runs from base 196 to 3108 and encodes 970 amino acids. The transcript has 16 exons.
GGCGCCGUCCCCUCCAGUGAAAUCCCUCUUGUGCCCACCUUUGUGGAGCACCUGGUUGUCACCCACCCCCCUUCUGUGUGCCCAUGGUCGUGCUCCCCCCCCCCCCCCCCUCUCUGUAGUGCCUGUGCUCCCCUCCACAAGAGCUGCCUGUGAGUAUACCCUCCUCCUUACAAUGAGGCGUCAGGGGCAUCUUGAAUGAGUGUGCAAGUCUUCAUUGAUGAGAAUCUCCGAAAUGACAUAACAGCUGAGUCGUGUGACUUCCUGUUUACUCCACAGCCCACCGGCAGACCCUCAAUACUACGUCCGUCUCAGAAAGACAAUCUGCCACCCAAAAGUGUUGUGAAGAGCACCAAGGUAAGUUUCCAGACACCAAUGAGGGAUCCUCAGACUCGCAAGAUUGUAACUCCUAGCGUAGCUGGCAAACCAGAGAGCGCUUUUACCCUGGAUGACUGUGCACAGGCGCUGGAGCAGCUUCACCUCUCGAUGUCUGACACUUCUUGUCUAAAUCCGGAAAAGAUUACAGACUGUGUCAUAGGUGAACCCACAGCACUCCCUGAUGAUGAAACUAAAGUGCAGAGCGUGGGCGCAUAUACGUUAGACUUUGACAAAAUGAACGAGAUCAAUCCAUUUAAAAGCACUACUAAAAUGCAGAAUUCUCCUGCAAAACUGGAGUCUCUCCCAACAAACUUCCCCGAGCCACUGGCCGACUUGGAGGAGAAGGUACCUGUAUGUGAGGAUGUGGCUCUGCUGAAGGAUAACCCAUCCACUGUAGACUCUCCAGUUACCGUACAGUUUUACACAGGAAGUGAUACUUCCAAUAUUUCUAAUAAAUCUGCUUUAGAUGACACCAUUCCUUUGGCCGUGGAAUCCAGUGCUGUCCUAGAGAGUGCAUCAAAUCUGCCAGCAAAUCUAGAAGAGAAGCUUGUUCCAGCUGAAAAGGAGGUCUGUGCCGUAGAUGGCAAAGCCACAGAUGUGAUCGUGGAUUCCACCAAUGGCGAGGAUGAAGUCUUACACUCCCAAGUUCCGCUUUCUCCUCCAAUUCAAAUAGGAUCUUACAAAUUUGAUCCUGAUCAAUUUGACAUGAUUGAUCCAUUUAAUACUGGAGGUGCGAAGAUUCAGAACUCCCCAAAAAAUCUUGGUGCAGAAGUUGCCGAGGUGGUUAGACCUGAACCAGAGACUCUUGAAUUUGAACCAGGCCAGAUUGAUACGAUUGAUCCAUUUACUACUGGUGGGUCAAAGCUGCAAAACUCUCCAAUAAAACCAGUUUCAGAAGUCGAAAAUGUGGUUAAAGCUGAACCAGUAAAAUUUGGCUCAGAUUCUGGCCAAAGUGAUACCAUAAAUCCAUUUACUACUGGUGGGUCAAAGCUGCAAAACUCUCCAGUAAAACUGAUUUCAGAAGAGGAAAAUGUGGCUAAAGCUGAACCAGUGAAACUGGAAUUUGGUUUUGGUGGCGAUGCUCCCGUGCGAAAGCCGCCACCUAGAAAUCUGGGGAAGAAACUUGGUGUCAAACUAGCACCAAAAAAGAAGCCUGUGGCCCAGGAGCCUGCUGCAGGAAAACCGAAGGAGCAAGAUACACCAAAAGCCCCAGAAGAUGAGAUCAUUGUCCCCAAAGCGUCCUACAACUUUGACUGGGAUAAAUUUGAUGAUCCCAGUUUCAAUCCCUUUGGUAGCGGUGCAUCGAAACUUGGUGGCGCUCCGGUCUCUGAGCCUGUCUGUGAGGUACCAAGUAUGGAGAAAGAGGACAAUCCACUUAAACCAGAUGCCACUUCCACAGACUUGUCAGGGGAAAAGCUGGAUGGUGAAAAAUCGGUUCAGUCAGAGCUUCAUGAAAAGAAAGAACCACAAGCUGAUGCCAUGGAGGAAAAGCCAGCAGAUCGGAGUAAUGUGGAUAUCGCACAGGAGCACAAGGUUGUAGAUGCUACUGUGAUCUUGGCCACGGAGGAAAAGCCAUCUUUAAAUGCCAAUUGCAAAUCCCCUGAAAACUACUUAGAAUUUCCAACGCCUAAAGCAGUGUCCAGUAAUAACUUUGGAGUACCGGAAUUUGAUGACUUCAAACCGGCAGAGGAGUUUGACUUCAAGCCUGCCUCUGACUUUGAAGGGUUUGGCCAGCCGAUAGAAAUAGACUAUCUUGAGAAUUUUGGUACAUCUUUAUUCAAAGAGUCGGCCCUCAGGAAGCAGUCUCUGUAUCUGAAAUUUGAUCCUUUGCUGCGAGAGUCUCCAAAGAAGUCUGCUCCUGCCGGCAGUGUGCUGUUGGAACAUGUGCCGCUGCGGAGCUGUUCAGAUCUCUUUGGAACCUUAACCGAAGUGACUUGCCCUAGACGUCCGUGUCUCGAAAAUGAAGAGAAACCGGAAGGUCUCGACCUCCUGGGAACUUUCACAGUUUCUGACACUGCUCCCUUAAUCCCAGACAUCACAACCAGUGUCCCGGCCGCCGAUCCGUUCCUCCUGCCAUCUGAUGUGGGAGCAAUUGUUGAAGUCCUUAAGUACAGCCAGAAAGAUAUGGAUGCGGCUAUAGAGAAUGUCAGGUUAGAGGUUCAAGAAAAACAAUUUGAGGUUUUGGAAUGGAGGAAAAAGCACGAAAAGCUUUAUUUAGAAUAUGUUGAAAUGGGGAAGAUUGUUGUGGAAUUUGAAAGCACUAUCACACAACUUCUGGAGGAUUCACAAAAACACAAAGAAACGGCCAAACAAGAGAUACAGAAAGUCCUACAGGAGAAGCAGCAGGUGCAGGUGGAACUAAACUCCAUGGAGAACUCCUUCUCCGACCUGUUCAAAAGGUUUGAGAAGCAGAGAGAUGUGCUGGAGGGGUACCGCAAGAAUGAAGAGGCCCUGAAGAUGUGCGUGGAAGAUUAUCUUGCACGGAUUAAAAAGGAGGAACAACGCUAUCAAGCACUGAAAGCUCAUGCGGAAGAGAAGCUCAAUCGAGCAAAUGAAGAAAUUGCCCAAGUAAGGGGCAAAGCCAAGGGAGAAGUGAUGGCGCUACAGGCCUCCCUCCGUAAGGAGCAGAUGAAGACUCAGUCACUAGAACGCUCCCUAGAACAAAAGACAAAAGAAAAUGAUGAACUGACAAAAAUAUGCGAUGACUUGAUCUUAAAGAUGGAGAAAAUUUGAGCUCCCUUCUGUGCACAGCACUUUAUCCAUGUUGUCUCCUCUUCCUUUAUGUUGCCAAGUCUUGUCUGUGUUUUUUAUAUGUUAAGAACUAAUAAAUAGAACCUUUUUAAUUUA